Molecule: messenger RNA, 303 nt
Organism: Cooperia oncophora
Lineage: Eukaryota; Metazoa; Nematoda; Chromadorea; Rhabditida; Trichostrongylidae
Source: the annotation of a GenBank genome assembly
AUGGCAGUACAUCGCGGUUUGGAGGCAGCAUUCGAGAAAACGAAAUUUGCCGUGCAAGGGUUCGAGUUGAGUCCGAUGAAGCAUAUCGUUUACAAUGGUGAAGAUGCCGAGAGGAAGUUGGAUUCACUUGUAGAAAAGUUGUUCGAUGACGCAUCUAUAAUGAUCACACGCGCUCGAUAUCUGGAACAUGACGAGAUGUAUCCAAUUAAACCCAGUGCACGCCUGAUGGUUCAAUCUGAAAUGACGGAAGGCGAAAUUGAACGUGCAUUGAUAUCGAUUGCUAGUGCAGUUGCCGAAUUGUAG